GUGGUAAGUUUGUUAUUUUAGCGGGUAUGAGCUUUUAGCUGAAAUAUGCAUUUUAAGAUAUUUAACGGCAGAUGAAAGCGGCGAUUUUGAAACGUAAAGGGAUAGUUUGCUGGCGCAGUGUAUUUUUCUCAAAGGACCAUCGCACACAUGGACUCUCAGAAAGAUCUCCAGCCGCCCAAACAGCAGCCUAUGAUUUACAUCUGUGGAGAGUGCCACACAGAAAAUGAGAUCAAGGCCCGGGAUCCCAUCAGGUGUAGAGAGUGUGGCUACAGGAUCAUGUACAAGAAGAGGACGAAACGCCUGGUUGUGUUUGAUGCUCGAUGAACUCAAGUUCUUCUCUUCCUGGUUUCACAUCAGUUGUAUGUUGUUCUGUCAUGUAAAUAACUUGGAAAGUGAAGAAAGGGCGUUUUACAUGCGAUGCUGUACAUGUAGAGGCUUAAAGACUGGACUCUGGCAGCCACCGAUGUUCUGCUCCUGACUGCGGGCUGAGCCGACAAGCCGGACUGCAGAACACACUGGGAGGCCAGGAAGCGGUUCUGCAGCAGUUUAUUCUGAAUGCUUGUUUGCAAUAAAUGUUUUGAUUUCAUA
This is a messenger RNA of Paramormyrops kingsleyae, 588 nucleotides long. RefSeq names its product RNA polymerase II, I and III subunit K (gene polr2k). Gene Ontology annotation, biological process: DNA-templated transcription. The record is from RefSeq and is a predicted model, not a curated record. Gene Ontology annotation, cellular component: RNA polymerase III complex; RNA polymerase II, core complex; RNA polymerase I complex. NCBI's taxonomy places the organism in Eukaryota, Metazoa, Chordata, Actinopteri, Osteoglossiformes, Mormyridae. Gene Ontology annotation, molecular function: DNA binding; zinc ion binding.